Molecule: messenger RNA, 2354 nt
Organism: Chilo suppressalis (striped riceborer)
Lineage: Eukaryota; Metazoa; Arthropoda; Insecta; Lepidoptera; Crambidae
Source: the annotation of a GenBank genome assembly
CGAUCAUUCAUUCACUGGGCUUGGAAAACAGCUGUGUUUAUGUUUGGUUUGGAAAUGUAAAAAGUUAAUACAAAAAACAAAUUUUAUUUCAAAAUGGAUGACUGCUCUGAAUUUGCGUUGAAGAAGCUUUGUUGUACAUGCCUUAGUUGCGACCGCAAAUUAUCACAGUUAUGUAGACUAAAAGAUGGUAUAAAUAAUUUAUAUUUAAUAUUAUCUCAAGAUUCUGAAGCUUACAGGGAAGGUUUCUUCAAAGACACAGCCAGUUGGUAUAUCUGCUGGGAAUGCUGGGCCAUCAUGAAGAGGAUCAGCAACUUCCAGAAUCAAGCUUGUAUUGCUCAGCGACAGCUAUCUGACAUUGCCGAAGGGAGGACUGAUCUUAAGCACCUCAACACAUGUUUAUCGCAACUAAGAUACACACACAAAUCUUCAUAUGACCAAAAUAUCGUGAUACCGGACUCAAUAGCUGACAAUUUCAUUGACUGCGGACCUGAUUUUAGAAAUGAGAGUGACGAAGAUAUACCUCUGUCUCUGUUACACACCAAUGUAGCAAGUGACCGAAUACAUUCAGAUGAUGAAAUGCCACAUAGUGGGUCCAAAGACGUUAUUAACAAACCUCUUUCCAAAAAAGAAUUAAACAAAACAGCUGAUACUUUUAAGAAAAAAAAGAACACAGAACCUUUGGUGAUUGAAAAAGAUCUCAAUGGUAGUAUGUAUAACGACUGCUUUUCUAUAACAAAAAUGAAUGAUGUGGAAAUGAAUGAUAGUAGAUCAAAGAGAAAAUCUGCUGUGUCAAAUGCGUCAUUCAAAUGUGAGUCUUGUGCUGUGGUAUUUGAGAAUCAAAUUUGUUUGGAUAGACAUAUAGUAGAUUCUCAUACUGAGAAAGACAAGCAUAAACAGUGCUAUAUCUGCCUUGUCUAUGUCAAGAAGUCUACGUUGACAGCCCAUAGAGAUUCACACUAUGUUAAGUAUGAAUGCAAAUUAUGUGAAAAUGUUACAUAUACAAUAGAGGAUAUUUUUAAGCAUUUGGAAGACGUACACGCAAAGAAUAACAUCAAUGUAUCUAAGGAUGACUUGAAGAUUUCUAGAAGAACGCGUAAAGUGCUCAGACCCGGUACUAAGUCUCGCAAGAAACCACCAAUUGUGGACAAAAGGCCAACUCAAGGGUACUCAUGUAUGGAAUGCAAUAAAUAUUUCGAUAACAAGAAUCAGCGUUGGAAGCAUAUACAGAGAACACACAAGGAAGGGUACAAGUGUGCAACUUGUGGGAAGAGAUUCGCCUUCAGGAACAAUUUGAGCCGACACGAAAUGAUGCAUAAAUCGCCGCCGCCUCGUGAAGAAUGCCCCGUGUGCCACAAGAUGGUGCGUGUCGAUCUACAGAAGAUACAUUCCAAAAUACAUUCGCAAAGAGACAGGUUUAAAUGCUUGGAGUGCGACAAAUGUUUCGUGAGCCGAGCUUCCUACGAGCAUCACUUAAAGUACACUCAGGCGCACGCUGCUGUAGAUAUACUCAAAUACAAAUGCACAAUGUGCGACAAGGGCUACCGUUCGCGCGGGGAGUUGAGGGACCACGUCAACUACCAACACAUGGAGAAGACGCAACACAAGUGCCCCGUGUGUGGGAAGGCACUCGCGACCCGUCGCUGUAUAACUCGUCACGUGCGGCGAGCACACGACGGGGUCAAAGAGAACGCGCGAGACAAAAUCUGCCAGCAGUGCGGCAAAGCGUUCCGGGACAAAAAAGGACUACGCGAACACGAAUUCAUUCACACGGGAGAAAGGCCUUUAUCCUGCGAAAUUUGCGGGUGUACAUUCAGACAGAGCGCUUCUCUAUAUACACACAAAAAACGAGUGCAUAAAAUAUUCCCGAACAGAAAAAACGUCACUUUGGUGGAAGAGAAAAAGUAAGAAUAGCGCCAUCUGUUAGAGAAAACUUGAAACAAUGAUUGACUCUCUACUAAGAAAUAUAUAACCGUGAACUGUGUAAGCAUAAUGACGCUCAAAACCCUGUCUGUGUUAGCCCGCCAUUUUGUUUAUCACGGCCGGAUUUUAUUUUUAUUUUUCGGACGUUUAUCCUCUUAUUAUUCGAAUUCUACUGUACAUCCAGGCUUCAUUUAUGUCUUCAAUCAAUCCUGAAUAGUUUCUCUACAAACUUGUCUAUAUAUUAGAUGUGUAAAUUAAAAACCUUUACUAAAUAUGAUAAAAUGCAAAAUAUUAAAAAUUAAAAUAAUUUUCUCAACUCGUGGCAGAAAACUGCCAUUUACACAAACAGGGGUUAAUAGUACUUUUGACUUAGUAUACGUCCUUUGUUUAAUACUCAACAUUGUAUAAAGAUUUCACUAAAUUGUAUAAAUAAA